Molecule: messenger RNA, 2657 nt
Organism: Drosophila guanche
Lineage: Eukaryota; Metazoa; Arthropoda; Insecta; Diptera; Drosophilidae
Gene: Stam
Product: signal transducing adapter molecule 1
Exons: 5
Coding region: 317-2356 (679 amino acids)
Biological process (GO): protein transport to vacuole involved in ubiquitin-dependent protein catabolic process via the multivesicular body sorting pathway
Cellular component (GO): ESCRT-0 complex
Molecular function (GO): ubiquitin binding; phosphatidylinositol binding
Source: RefSeq, a predicted model, not a curated record
UUUCCGAGGGCCUGUCGGUAUAUUUUACGAUAAUUCCGCUGUCACACUGACCAUUAGUCAUUUUUUAUACACACAACAACACACAAAUUAUAAAUCCAGAUUGCUUGAGAAUAAUAAAGGAAACUCUUCGGACAGCGAAACAAGUUUAAAUACUGUAUUUUGUGACGCAUUAAAAAUCGAUUGCCCGGAAGAGAGACGAGACCAAAGAAAAUCAAGAGCAAAACGGACAACAAUACAAAGUGCAAUUGGGAAGAACAAUUGAAACAAUUUAACAAAAAACUAGGCAGGCAGCUAAGCUCGCGUUUGGUCAAAAGAAAUGGGAAUUUUCGGGCAAUCGUCGCCUUUUGACGCCGAUGUGGAAAAAGCCACCAGCGAGACAAAUACAAACGACAACUGGUCCCUGAUUCUCGAUGUGUGCGACAAGGUGUCUACAACUCCACGACUGGCCAAGGAUUGCCUCAAGGCGGUGAUGCGGCGCAUGGGCCACAACGAUCCCCAUGUGGUAAUGCAGGCGAUCACAUUGCUGGACGCUUGCUCCAACAAUUGUGGCAAGCCGUUUCAUCUGGAGGUUGCCUCGCGCGACUUUGAAACCGAGUUCCGAAGGCUGUUGACUCGGGCAGAGCCAAAGGUGUCUCUGAAAAUGCGUCAAGUGCUAAAGAACUGGGCUGAAAACGAUUACAAGAACGAUCGGGAACUGGACUUGAUUCCCGCCCUCUACACUAAGCUUCGUCUGGAGGGCUACGACUUUAAGAACCUUAGCGAGAAGAGCAGCAAAACAGCUGCUGAGAAGGCUGCCAGUUUGCCAAAAGAUCCCAAUGUUGUGAGCAGCCAGCAAGAGGAGGAUGACAUUGCCAAGGCCAUAGAACUGUCACUGAAGGAGGGCAAGAGCAGUCCCAAAGCGGUCAGUGGAAGUGCUCCGAGUGCAGCGAACACCAGUGCCUAUCCAUCGCUGUAUCCGUCAUUCGGUGGUGGUGGUGCCACCAGCAGCAGCACAACAAGCAACGAAGCAAACUCAACCCAAAACCAAGCACCAGCUGCCGAACCGAGAAAGGUGCGGGCUCUGUAUGAUUUUGAGGCUGCGGAAGAGAACGAACUUACUUUCUUUGCUGGCGAAAUCAUCCAUGUAAUGGAUGACAGCGAUCCAAACUGGUGGAAGGGCUUCAAUCAACGAGGAGAGGGACUCUUCCCUUCGAAUUUUGUCACUGCCGACUUAUCUGUGGAUCCCGAGCGCCUGGACAUUAAUCAGCAGCACAAGACGGGAGCUGCACCGAAGGAUGUGAACUCCGCAACGACUUCGCAGCAAAAGACUGAUCCCGCUGCCGCAGCAGCAGCUGCUGCCGCCUCUGCUCAGCCAGUGGAAAUCGACGAAGCCAAGAUAGAUCGUCUCUUGCAUCUACUGCAUGAAGCAAAUCCCGAAGAUCCCUCACAGGAUAGCGACGAGAUGCUUCGCCUGGAGCAGGAGGUACAUCAAAUGGGUCCCCUGAUUGACGCCGAGCUGGAGCGAGUGGAUCGCAAGCACGCCCAAUUGACGCAGUUAUCGAGUGAUCUUGUCGAUGCCAUAAAUCUCUAUCACGGUCUGAUGAGAGAUGAUCGUGCUGUGGCGGGACAGUUUGCUGCAGCAGCUGCAGGUUUCAUGCCGGGCCUGGCUGGCUUUCCAGGAGCCGCUCUGUACGGAGCACCAGGCUACCCCAGUGCGGGUGGCUUUCCGCCCCAUCAAAACUAUCCAGGAAUGCACUCGCUUCCCUAUGCGCCUGGACCCAACAUUCCCACAAAUGCUCCGCCCCCGACAACAGCGCCUGCUGGCUACCUGGAACAGGGACAGGUGCCGCUGACUUAUCAGAAUGGACACGCCCCUCAGAUGAACUCACUACCCCCUCAUCUGCCACAUCUUAAUCCAGCUGUAUCUGUACCCCAGCCCCUCUACAAUGCCCACGCACCACCUGUGUCCGCCCAGCAGCAGCAGCAGCAAGCACCGCCGCCUCAGCAGCAGCAGCAGCCAAGCUACCAGCAGCAGCAGCCGCCGUUUGCCCAAGUUCCGCCCGCAAAUACACAAAUGCAGCAACAGCAAUCACAGCCGCCGCCUCAGGCUUAUAUGCAGGCGGGUCCACCGCAGGGAUAUCAGCCGGGACCUACACCACAGCAGCCCCCAUCACAUCUGUAUGCACCAAAUGGAUCACCAGCAGUCAACCAACAGAGCUACGUACCACAGCAGCAGCAACAGCAUCAGCUGACUCCACAAGAACAAUAUAGUCAGAUGCAUCAGCAAAUGGCGUCGCAGCCUGCAGCUGCGCCUGGCUAUCACAUGCAGAACGAUGCCGUCAAGAACAACAUUCCUAUCUACCAGCAGCAGUGGUAAAAUCCAUCUUUUGGUUUUAUUUCAUUCGCCUAAAAAACGAACUAAUUUUUAUCUGUAUCUGUAUCCUCCUGUGAUCAUGACCGAUCAGUCCAAAACGAUGAAAGAUGAAAAUUGUAAAAGUUUAACUUGAUAACUUCACAACAGAAACAAAUCAGAAGUUGUCGAAUCUCUUUUUAUUUAUAUCUCCACUCAAGCAAAGAUACAAUCUAAUAGUUAACCAAAAAGAAAAUGAAAUACUUAUGUUCUGUACCCAAAAUUAACUCUUCAGACAAGCCAAAAUAAUUUAUAAAAUGUUUCUUCA